GGCAUCUUGUGUCAUUCUCAUUUCACAAUUAGACUUUAGUGAAGCUCUUCUUGCACUUUUCCCGCUAUAGAAUAGUAAUAGUAAUAGUACUACCUAGUUUGUACAACACCCUUCUUAACUCAACACCUAAUAAGCAUUCAUUUCAUUCAUUCAUUCCUUCUUUCUCCAAACUUCAAAAGUUUCUCAUACUUUCCUCCCUAUUUCUCCCCCAAAACACACAGUCAUACACUACUACUAGUUUACUACCUCUCAUGGCUUUACCACCGCCUAUGGAAGAACAACAACCAUUAGAGCCACUUCAGUACCAGACAUGGAAUUUGAAAGUUUCUAUCCACUGCCAAGGCUGCAAGAGAAAAGUGAAGAAAGUUCUGAUGAGUAUUGAAGGGGUUUAUACUGUGAGUAUUGAUUCACAACAGCAGAAAGUUACUGUGACUGGGAAUAUUGAUCCACAGACUUUGUUAAGGAAAUUAGUGAAAACAGGGAAGCAUGCAGAGAUGUGGCCUGAAAAGCCUCCUGGUAAUGGUGGGAAGGAUAAAAAGGCUGGGAAACAGAAUGGAAAUGAUAAUAAUGGCGACACAAAGAGUACCGAAGGGAGUGAUGAAGAACAAGAAGAGAAUCCAGGUGAAAAUACCAACAGCCCUGUCAAGAAUGUUGCAAAUGGUGGUAGUGGACAAGUUGUGAAAUUUCUUGGAGUUGACGGUGUUGUUGCAAGGGGAGGUAUUGAUGGGAAGAUGAUCGGAACAACCGGAGAAAAGCCUCCGGCGAAUGAGCCGAAAAGCAACAACACGAACAAUGGAAAUGGUGCAGCAGCUCCUGGUAGUGGAGGCCAUGGUAAAAAGAAGAAAAAGAAAAGCAAAAAAGGUAAUAACAACAAUAACAACAGCAGCAGCAAUAACAACAAUAACAAUGCAGCUUUAGGAUCUGCUUUGGCACACUCAAGCACAGGAAUGGAGGCUCCAAUUCCAAAUAUGGGUCUUAAUCAAGUUGGUGAUCAGGAUAAUCUCAGCCCUUCAAAUCAGAAUUUGUACCAGUAUCCCCCACAAAGUUAUGCCCCUUAUCAUCAUCAAGCAUAUGUUGUCAGUUACAAUGCUGUUCACCCCAGCAUUAGUGCUGGUCCAAUGUGGUAUAUGCCCCCAUCAUCAUCACCAUACAUGUAUGCAUACACACAGUCAUCAGACCUUUACUCUCCAGAGAAUUAUGGUGGGGGAUCAUCAGCAUUGAAUACAUUUGAAAUCUUGAGUGAUGAGAACCCUAAUGCAUGUUCUGUUAUGUGAGAAAACUGAGAUUAUCUUUCUGAGAUGUUCUGUUAUUAGUCUAAUUAGAAGUAUGAUUUUGUGUGGACCAAGAAAAGUUGUAUAUAAGUGCAGGCAGUAGGGAAUGGUGGAGUCAAUGCUACUUUUGAGCUUUUUGAUGAGUCUUUUGUAGGUUGUUUUUUUUGUAUGCUUAGAUUUCAGGGAAUUAGAUUAGUAUUAAUGACUAAUGACUAUUUGUCUGACUUUUUGGCAGUUCCAAAGAUCUUUAGAUCAUAUUUUUACCAUUACUAUAUUGCCACAAUCCUUGAGUUUGCUGUUGAGUGAUAGUAUUUGUGAUGUAUUGAUUCAAACCAUGGAUGCCUUACAUUUAAUGAAAAAAGACAUGCAAGGACCACCAAAUAACCUUAUGAAAAUUAUGAUACAUUUUUUGAAGCUCUUUUUAUCAUCUUGAGUGAUAAGCUAAAAAAGCAUUCUUUUUGGCUGUUUUCCACUUUCACAAUUCCAGUUGACAAAACAAUUUGGUUCUAGUCAAGAAUCUACCCUGUUCUUUCCUGUAAUUUCUGAUGGUUUCAGCUCAAAAAGCUUAAAACACCAAAAUACAAUCUAUCCAAUUCAGUUCUAUGAACAAAUUGCAAAAGGGAGUCAACAGUUGCUGCCAGAAAGUUGAAAUGAUUCCAUCUUCAAGCAGAAACAAGAACUCAGUAACAGAUAUCCUCACAAGAUUGAUUCCAAAACAGAGUUGCAAAAGAAAGAUGGAAUAUAUAUUAUGGACUAGUCUUUUGUAAUCUGCCUAAAUUAUGAAACUCAAAUAUUUUCAGGCUCUUGAUAAGUGGGAGGGAGAAUAACACAACACCCUAAUCUAAAAUUUGCAGAAUAUUCAGCAAAAAGUAUUCU
This is a messenger RNA of Oldenlandia corymbosa var. corymbosa, 2147 nucleotides long. Lineage: Eukaryota; Viridiplantae; Streptophyta; Magnoliopsida; Gentianales; Rubiaceae. The record is from the annotation of a GenBank genome assembly.